AUGUCUGGAACGGCGCUCAGGACCGCUCGAAAGCCCCAGAACCGGUCAUGGGGUCACAAGCUAACCUCGUCCCUCGCGGGCUACGGUCGCCGACUGGAGUCCAUGUCGACCAUCAUGAAGCCCAGGACGAGCCCUCGAAGGAAGUCCGGUGGCGACUUCCACACAACCUUCUCCGCGCUUUAUCCGAGCAUGGACUUCAGCGAUUCUCUGUGGGACGACCGCACCCCGCUGGAGCAGCUGCUGCUGAUGUGCCUGUGCUUCGGCCUGUUCCUGCUCAUGAUCAGCGCCACGUACCUGGCCUACUUCUCGCACACGUACAACCUGCCCAGUCGCCGUCACGUGUUCGGCAUGGAGUUCGACGUCUGCACCAAGGAAGUCUGCGUCGAGCACGCGCGCCUGCUCGAGUCUACGCUGAACCGUUCGGCCGAGCCGUGCGGCCACUUCUACGAGUACGCCUGCCACCGAUGGCCUCGCACGGUGGCCGCGGGACUCACCGAGAACACUAGCAACGUGUGGACGCUGCUCAAGCGCAACGUCAUCGCCGAGCUCGAGGGCAUCACGGGAAGACUCGUGAAACAACGGAGCGGCGGCGCGAAGCUGAGACCCGUGCAGGAGACCGCAGUUCAGUUCUACCAGUCAUGCACAAACUGGACGCUCCGCAACGCGGUCGGCCUGGAGCCCCUGCGCGACGUGCUCAGCAACCUGUCGGUGCGCUACUGGCCCCUGUUGGACGUGUACGGAGAGGAGUACAACGCGCCGCGCAUCCUGCUACGGCUGCUGCUCAGGCUGCGGCUGGACGUGUUUGUCUCGCUGCGCGUACAGAGAAGCCUGCGGAACCGCUCUCACUUCGUGCUCAACAUCGACAGCCCCCGGUUCGGCCUGCCCGAGGGCCUGCUGCGCUUCAACUACCCGGACAAAGGCGUAGUGCUGGACCACUACCACGACUUCAUCGUGCUCGUGGCGCGAUUCUUCCGCACCGACGUGCGCCUCUCCACCGUCGCCAGGGAGAUCGUCGAGUUCGAGGAGAACCUGGCCAUGACUGUCGAGGCGGUCUACAGCGAGAAGUCCUUCCUGUGGAGCGGAGCGGUGACCGAGCACUCGGCGCUGAACGACACGGUCAUGACUCCCUUCACCGAAAUCAUCAGCAAGGUCACGGAACGCCUCAGUGGCACCAACCGAGCCGCGCCGGAGGUAGUGCUUUGGAGCAAGGAGUACCUGCAGUACCUCUCGCACCUGUUUCACCAGCCCGUCAUCAGGCGUCACCUGAUCAACUACAUGACGUGGCGCGUCAUCCUGGAACUGGGUCCGUACACGAGCCAGCUGUUCCUGGACAUCCGGCAGGAGUUCCUGCGGCGCGUGGGGCUCGCCUCGAACGCGCCUCGCUCCGAGCACUGCCUGCACGACCUGCUCGCCACGCUGCCGCACACGGCCGGGUGGCUGCUGCGAAACGAGUCCGCCUCGCUGCGAAACUCGCAGAAGCAAGUCGAGAGAAUGUGCGAGGAACUGAAAGCCACAAUGGCUCACAACUUGGACUACAACGAGUGGAUGACCCCGGCCACGAGGCAGCACGCCAUGUCCAAGGUUCAGCGCAUGAAGUUCGUUGUAGGCGACCAGAACGAGGCCCUUGUGGAAGACACGGAAUAUCAAGACACGUACGUCAUUCUCGUCGUCAAAUUGAUGGUUUCCGAAGCCGAACGAGAGUGGCAAAAGCUGGCGUGGUACCGGCCGGAGUUCAUCAACGAUGUGCCGUACUCUUCGUUAGAAAUUUCUUACGAUCCAAUAUACAACACCGUAGUCGUUCCAGGUGCGAUGCUAGAACCACCGCUCUACACGGAAGGUCUCAGCCCUGCACUGAACUUCGGGUCACUGGGAUUUCUCAUUGCUUCGAAGAUGAUGAGCUCCCUAAUAUUCGAAGGCGAGUGCUUACUUCUCUCGUGA
Dermacentor silvarum is the source of this 1938-nucleotide messenger RNA. RefSeq names its product membrane metallo-endopeptidase-like 1. Gene Ontology annotation, molecular function: metalloendopeptidase activity. The transcript has 16 exons. Bases 1 to 1938 code for a protein of 645 amino acids. Gene Ontology annotation, biological process: protein processing. The record is from RefSeq and is a predicted model, not a curated record. Gene Ontology annotation, cellular component: plasma membrane. NCBI's taxonomy places the organism in Eukaryota, Metazoa, Arthropoda, Arachnida, Ixodida, Ixodidae.